This is a messenger RNA of Durio zibethinus, 2377 nucleotides long. RefSeq names its product cotton fiber protein. Lineage: Eukaryota; Viridiplantae; Streptophyta; Magnoliopsida; Malvales; Malvaceae. The record is from RefSeq and is a predicted model, not a curated record.
UACUUUUGAAAUCUGCUCCCUCUCUAUCCAACUUUACUCUCUUUGUGACCAAACUAUUUUCCUUGGUUUCAAAGUCUUCCUUUCUUCAAUCAAUCAGUGUUGUUUUUAUCUUCUGUUUUUUCCCCAUUCUUCACUCCCCAAAAAGAAGAAAAAAACCCAACAAACGGUACAUUACAUUUGUCCCUCAUCAAUGGCAGAUUCAUAUCCUCCCUUUACAGCCAGACCCUUCACGAGGGUUAAUGGCAUACACAGAAACAACAAUAGUAAUAACUACACGCGCUUUGUUGGUAAGUUGUUGUUUUUUACUUUCUUUCUUAUUGCCAUCCCGUUGUUUCCUUCCCAAGCUCCAGAUUUCAUCAACCAAACAAUACUCAACAAGUUUUGGGAACUCCUUCAUCUUUUGUUCAUUGGCAUUGCUGUUUCUUAUGGCUUGUUUGGUCGUAGAAAUGUUGAUAAUGGUAACCUUGAUGAUUCUCAGUCACAUGUUUCUGGAAUGUUCCAUGUUUCGUCCUUUUUUGAAGAUGGUUUUGAUCAUUCAAUGUACUAUAGUGGACAGGGUAAAGCUGAAUCUUUUAAUGUUAAAAGUGGUAGCUUUGAAAACUCUUAUGAGGAAAAUGUUGUUCAAGCUUGGAGUUCUAAGCAUUUUCAAGGGGAACCCAUGGUUGUGUUGGCUCAACCAAAUAGUGGUCUUGAAAAGUAUGGUGAAUCGGGUUCGUUUAUAGAUUAUAAGCCUCUGGGGUUGCCUGUUAGGAGUUUAAAAUCCAGGGUUGGAAGUCGGGGUAGUCCGGAAUUUGGCAACGGAUCAAAUGAGUCUUCUGGUUCAAGUGAUAGCUCUGAUAAGAGUAGAAGUGGGAGGUUUGGUGAUUUAGGUUCUGAAAAUUUGGAGGGGAAGUUUAAUCAGAGUGAUGUUUUAGGUUCCCCGAUUCCUUGGCGUUCGAGAUCUAGAAAGAUGAGUGAGAGAGUUCAUGGUAGUCCCACUCGCCCUUCUCAUUUUAGGCCUCUCUCAGUUGAUGAAACUCAAUUUGAAUCAAUCAAAUCUCGCUCUUUAAGAUCCACGGUUUCAUUCUCUUCCCAAGUUAGUUCACAGUCACAUUCACCGAGUAGCCUGUCUCCUUCACAUUCCAAUUCUUCAGAAUCACCAAAGUCCAAAGUGAGUGGAUUGGUGAAGGAAAGGAGUCCCCGCCAGUCUUUUCCUCCUAUUUCACCGUCGAUACCAAAUCCAAUGAACAGUAAAGCUACAGUGAAUGCAUCACAUUCUCGGCAGUAUAGUGAUGGCUCCAUGUUGGGGACCUAUUCAAGGAAAUGCUUUGAGGAUGAAUUGAAGGAAUUCUGUGACAGCCAAAAGGAUGAUUCGUCAAGUAGUACAGAGUGGAUAUCAGGUUCCUUGAAAUUUGAUGCAAAACCUAUGGCUCCCUCUAAGGCUUCCUCAAGAGGAAAGUCUGUUCGGACGUUUAGGACUAUUAGAGCUAGUGGCAAUACCGUAGGGGCAAGUGAUGCUGGAGAGAGGCAGGAAAUUCAUACAAAGGGAAAGUUGCCAAUGCGAUCUGAUGAAAUUGAAGAGGCUUAUGCGGGUGAAAGUGAACCAAAAAUUGAAGGACACAAUAAUCUCUCAGUUGGGUUCAAUGGGCAGAAUCUUGGAAGUGACUCUUAUAUGCCAAAGCCAACAUCCCCUAAAAACCAGAACAGAGAAAAACAAGAGUGUUUGGAGAAUUCCGCUGAAGAGUCUGGAGAAGACUCGGAGAGAGAGAAUGGGGAUUUUCAUGUAAGUUCAGAUGAAGAAACCGUGGCUGGAACUUUCAGUGUAGCAGGAAGUGAUACUUAUGAGGUUGAUAGAAAGGCAGGUGAGUUCAUAGCCAAGUUCAGAGAGCAGAUUAGGCUUCAGAGAACAACAUCAAUUGAUACACCAAGAGGGAUCAACAUCGCUAGUAACUUUUUCAGGUGAAAGUAGCUGGAGUGUCUAACAAAAGGGUAAUCACUAAUGGAGGAUUCUUCAUCCUCAUAGUCCUGGUGUGUGACCUCCCUAUUUAUUUGUCAUUCUAUCAUGUCUACAUUACAUAUAUAGUUGAAAAUAGGACUUUUUUUAUUUUUAUUACUACUAGAAUCAAGUUACUGCAGAACCAUAUUCAAUAUUGACUAUGUUUUGGAUAAUUCAUUCGAAAGCUGGAUCAUUCAUUGACUUUUACUUCAUCAGCCUUUUGAUGUUUCCUUUGAUAUAUGGAAUGGUGUGAGAUUGAUGAUACAGCCAUACACAUGUCUCAAUCAAUAUGCCUGAGAAGUGAGAUCUGUGAUUUUGUGGUUAAGAAAUAAGAAUUAUGGGGUUAGCUUUUGAGAUAUGUCUUUCACUUAGAAUUCGCUUGUUAACUUUUCAAACGGAGUU